This is a messenger RNA of Durusdinium trenchii, 1439 nucleotides long. The record is from the annotation of a GenBank genome assembly. NCBI's taxonomy places the organism in Eukaryota, Dinophyceae, Suessiales, Symbiodiniaceae.
CUUGUUUUCUUUCCUGCUGGCCUUACUCCAUGCGGCAUCCGCCACCCGCCACCCGCCAUGGAGCUGCGCUGCUUCGGCAUCUCGGGCGACUUGGUGGCCACCGUGACGGACGGAGCGUCCGGUCAGGCGCUCCGCUGUCAGCUCUCCAAGCAGUUGCAGAUCCCGCGACAGAGGCUCCGCGUGGUCGACAUGGAACGUCCCGAUGAGGUGCAGGUGGUGAUUCUGCCGUUAUGCCAUGGAGAGAUUCAUGAGUUGGUUCAAGCCGUGGAAGAGAAUGAUCACCUGGCAGCACAAGUCUUGCUGGAGAACUUGCAGGACCCCAAUGACUUCGAUGGCACUCGGACGCCACUGCAGGCGGCAGCACGCUUGGGCGAUACGGAUGGCGCCCUGCUGCUGCUCGAGGCGGGCGCCCGGUUGGACCUGCCCGAUGCGCAAGGGCGCACGCCGUUGAUGCUGGCGGUGUCCAUGAACAUGGUGGACAUGGUGCAGUGCCUUCUCAGCCAGCGCGCGGAUGCGAACCAGGCAGACGAGGAUGGCAAGACACCUCUCAUGAUCGCAGCCACCCGUGAUGCCCGCGAUUUGCUCGAGUGCCUCAUCCAAUUUGGCUCUGACCUGGAUCUUUGCGACAAGGAUGGCUACUCGGCGCUCUCCUUGGCCUCGGUCUUUGGGCAUUUGCAGGUGGCAAAGCAGUUGAUCCGUGCGAAGGCACAGCUGUCCAAGUCCGAUAGCGAUGGCUUCACCCCACUCAUGGUGGCCUGCGUGAACGACCAUGAGGACAUCGCCCACGCCUUGAUUCUGGCGCGUGCGGGCAUGGAGCCUGGAUGCCUGGGACCUUCGCCGGUGGCUGUCGCGUAUGAAAGCAAUUGCUUUGAUUUGGUGAAGCAAUUGCUGGAAGAACGUGCUGAUGCGAAUGCCGUGGACGAGCACGGGAUGUCUCCCUUCAUGUCGGCCUUCCAAAACGAUGACUGGGAACUCUUGGAGUUCAUGGUGCACCUCCAAGCCGAUGUGAACCAAGCCUUGCCAGACCACCGCACUGCUUUGCUGGUGGCGUCGCAGCAUGCAGAUUUGCAAGCAGUGGAACUCUUGCUCUCUCUGAAGGCCGAUGCCAACAGCGCGCGGAAUGGGCGAAGCCCACUGAGCUAUGCUGUGGAGUCGCUCGGAGCGACCCGCCCCGUCGCCGAAGAGCGGGCUCCCCGAAGAGCGGAGAUGUUGGUUGGAGUCCACCGCAUCGGCACCGCCGGGUGACAGACCGUUGGACAACGACGCCCUGCAGCGGACCCGCACGGAAACGACGGCUUUGUGACACCGGCACAGCUGCAGCGCUCCGCCCAGCUGCAGCGGAGAGGGCCUUCCGCGCGGCCUUCCGUCGCGUCACCACGGGCCUUCCGCGCGGGUGACGCGGCAGUGCACGAGCUCAGCAGCUCAACAGCUCUGGUUGC